Molecule: messenger RNA, 3327 nt
Organism: Fusarium oxysporum Fo47
Lineage: Eukaryota; Fungi; Ascomycota; Sordariomycetes; Hypocreales; Nectriaceae
Exons: 10
Coding region: 1-3264 (1087 amino acids)
Biological process (GO): DNA-templated transcription; regulation of DNA-templated transcription
Molecular function (GO): oxidoreductase activity; DNA-binding transcription factor activity, RNA polymerase II-specific; DNA binding
Source: RefSeq, a predicted model, not a curated record
AUGUCUGACAACGCAUCAUCCUCAGGGGCCGGGUUUGCGUGUCCCCGCUGUAGCAAGACGUACAAGCGACGAGAACACCUCCAGCGCCACGCUGCAUCCCACAGUAGCCUCCGACCUCACAGAUGUAGCUUCUGUGGCCAAUCAUACCAACGAGCGGAUGUACUCAAGCGACAUGCUGUAGCCUGCCAGACCAAAGUCAGGACCGGGGAGGUAUCGGCUACAGCGCCCAGCAGCCGACGAGCAUGCGAUCUCUGCGUUCAGCAGAAGAAGGCCUGUAGCACUGGCCAGCCAUGCGAACAUUGUCGUCGGAAGUCGGUCCAAUGUAUUUACUCCUUCAGUAACGGUGUAGUAACAGAAAGCAACUUGCUCGUAGGCCUGGAUGAGAAGCAAUAUGACGACGAAACCAACCUACCGACCGUGGUGUUUGGAGAUGACACGCUAUUCGACUAUCUUGGCAACUAUACUUCAGUCUCUGAUAUGCUUCAAGGAUCAGAUAACAAUCAAGACUGGUUGGACUUCAUCAACCUCGCUGCCGGUCAUUUUCAGGUAAUACCGACCAGUCCCCAAACGCACCUAGACAAUUACACCUUUCACUUUCUCGACAAUUUCACGAGAAGAUCUGGGCUGGUGGGCUCAUUUGACUGCGGGACAUUUGAACAGCGAGUGCAGGUUGAGGCAUCUCACCGACCAGGCGAAGGCCAGGGUUGCCUUACUACGGAAUUAGACGAGCUUGUACACCUCAAUGGCUCAUCAAGGGAUCUUCCGCGACCGCAACCAUUAGAUCUCCAUGACCCUCUCAUCAUCCAAACUCACCAAAUACUUCUAGACAUCAAAGAAGUCGUUACCGUCAAACCUCGAAACAGCGUCGUCGAGCUAGAAUGGUCGACGGUCCUAGAACAGACCUGUAUCCAAUUCUUUUCUCCGCAUAAUUUACGGAAAUAUCUUUCCCUCUUCUGGCAUAUAUGGCACCCUAACGUCAACUUCGUGCACCGGCCUACUUUUGACCCAGUGACCUCGAAGUCAAUCCUUGUGGCUUGCAUGGCAUUGAUAGGUGCGAGUGUGUCACCUAGCAAGACUGAUAACGAACAAGCGACGAUCUGGUUCAAUUGUGUCGAAGAAAUCGUCUUUACUGAUGACGACUUUUGCAACGACCCUCUAAACAACCAGGACACCCUGUUGCUGAAUCUGAUCCAAAAUAUUUCGAAGAUCCAAGCCCUGCAGGCAGCAUAUAUGGUUUGUCUCUACCAGGGAUGGGAGGGAACAGAGGCAAACAAACGACGAAUCCGUCGAUACCGGUUCAGUACUGUCAUAUCUAUGGCAAGAGACUUCGGUAUUAUGUCUGCCAGGCACCCGGAUUACUCUACGUGCCUAUAUGACAGAUUUGAUUGGAGAGACUUUGCUGCACGAGAGCAGCUUAUACGUAUCUUUCUCUGGAUAUAUCUUCUGGACCAUGCAUUCGUGAUCUUCAACAACCUACCUCCCAGGAUGGUCAUCAAAGAAAUGAGCAUGCAUAUGGCAUUUCCUGAGGCAGCCUUCCAAGCCAGCACAUCAACAGAAUGCGCUCGAGAACUACAAAACUGGCACUUGCGAUCCACGCUGUUACGAAACAUAACCUUUCGUGAGGUUGUUGAGAGCUUUUGUGGAAGAUCUUUCUCGAGUGACAUGCGACGGCUCUUCGCUGAUCUUGGUCCCCUUAACCUCUUCGCGGUUGUAUCAGCCUUCCAUGCACUGAUAUUUCAACACCAAAACUCCUUUGGUGGCCAUGAUCAACUACAGGCAGUUCGCAACGCUCUCGAUAAUUGGAAAUCAGCUUGGGAAACAUACUCAGAUGAAUUCUCAUUCUCACCGCCGCAUGUCAUGGUUGACAGACAUAAUGUGGCAACGGAGAAUCUAUGGAGGAGGGUAGGCUUUAUGCGGCAUUCUCCAGAAUAUUGGCUCCUGGGGAAACUGCUGGUUGAUCGCCUUUCAAGUGAUUCAUUCGGAAGUCCUGAGUCUACGGUGCCUGAUGCGAGCAGUUCAGCACACGAACCGAUUCUCACGAGAUAUGAUCAAACGAGCAAGCUGUCGAUUAGAACCUUCUCGUCAUCCCAGAACUAUUCCAUUGCUUCCACUACCACCUCGAACCCUCAGGCGCAUAAUCCAGUAACCCUACUAUCACUUAUUGCACCAGCCUUGGAUGGCAGCUUCGAACUAAAGGAAGUCUAUUUGGACUCUCUGCAACCAGAUGAAGCGUUGAUAGAGAUCCACGCCUCUGGUGUCUGCCAUACUGACCUUUCUUGUGCAAGUGGUAAAUUGCCAUGCGCACCGAAUGCUGUUCUUGGCCACGAAGGAGGAGGCGUUGUUCUCGAGAUAGGCGCAAAUGUUACUUCUGUCUCACCCGGCGAUAAAGUCCUUCUAUCCUUCUCAUCCUGUGGCUCAUGUCCUGGAUGCAAAUCAGACCACCCAGCCUAUUGCUACAGCUUCAACCAUUACAACUUCGGCGGAAAGCGACCGGACGGAUCAGCUGCCAUGUCCAUUAUGAAAGAGGGGACGAGGCAACCGAUUUACAGCACCUUCUUCGGCCAAAGCUCCUUUGCGGCGCGAACAAUUGUUCAUCGAUCAAGUAUUGUCAAGGUUCCUCAACAAACACCACUGGACCUCUUUGCGCCAUUGGGAUGUGGCAUCCAGACAGGCGUUGGUGCUGUGUUCAAUACUUUGAAUGUUAAGCCCGGUACCUCUAUCGCGAUUUUCGGCGUGGGAUCUGUUGGCUUGGCUGCCGUGAUGGCUGCAAAGGCACGGAAGGCCAGCAGAAUCAUCGCGAUUGACCUGCAGCCAGAGCGACUAGAACUUGCCAAAGAGUUAGGUGCUACGGAUGGAGUUCUCGGUCCAGAUCAGGAGUACAUAAUCAAGGCGAUAAAGAACAUCUGCCCCCCUCUUGGUGUCGACUUUGCAGUUGACUGUACUGGCGUCCCCUCCAUCGUCGAAACCAUGGUCGCUGCGUUGGGAAUGAGGGGCAGGGCAGCUACAGUUGGCGCACCUGGAGGCAACGCGCAUGCUAAGAUAGAUAUCAUGAGUCAUCUCACGUACGGCAAGGAGUACGUGGGUUGCUCUGAGGGUGACAGCAACCCUGGGGUUCUGAUCCCUGAGCUCAUCGAGAUGCAUGCCAAGGGCCUUCUGCCACUGGAGAAGCUGAUAGCAUAUUAUGAUAUCAAGGAUUAUGAGAAGGCUAUGGCCGACAUGAAGAGUGGAAAAGUCAUUAAACCAGUCUUGAAAUGGACUGGCUAGCCGCUAUAGAACCAGACAAUGGUCUUUCUUACACCAGAAUCGUGGCAUUAGCUGCACCGCCUC